AUGGAAGACUUAUUGUAUUGUAAAGAUAAGAGAACUAUUCCACCUUGUCACUUUUAUUUUGAUAUGUCCUACUCGUUGACUUACUCAACAAUUGCAAACAUAUCUACUGAAAUUUCAAGAGCUAGUACUGAAUCGACAAUUUCUAGUGAGACUAGUUUAGAUGGUACAACAGAUGAAAGCAAGUCCAAUGCUGAUUUCACCUUAAUAGAUUUAUAUUCUGGUUAUGGAGCCAUGUCGGCUGGUUUAUGCCUUGGUGCUAAUUUAUCAGGCACAAACCUUGUUACCAAAUGGGCUGUUGAUAUUAACAAAUAUGUUUGCGAAAACUUGAAAUUGAAUACCCUGAAACGGAGGCUUCUUUCUAUGAAUUAUCAAGUAAGGCUUGGAAUGAUGGCAGCUGAUUGCUAUGGCCUUCCUCAAUUCCACAUGCGCAAGCUACCUCAAUAUCCAUUGCCAAUGCAUGAGGUUGUUGUUAGAGGAAAUGUCCUUGUCAAUUUUCAGGGUGCAAACUUCAGAGAUCUUUCUUGUAUGUUGGUUCGCCCAGAUAAGAAAGUUGAAUGGGAUAAAUCUGUUGAAAGAGUGUACCUACCUUCAGGGAAGCCUUUGCUUUCUUUUAUCUCUAUAAUAGCUUUCUUUCUCAUUUGUAAGCUGACAUGGUAUCAGCUUUUAUUGCAGAGUGGAAAAGCUUGUUUGGGUGAGAUCAUCUACCGCUACAUAACUGCAGACCAGUUCUCCCCAGAGUGUCUUCUUGAUUGCUUAGAUCUGUCUACAGAGCACCACACUUCAGAUAUAGCAAACAGGAUUGAGGCUGCUGUGCAUGUUUGGAGGCUGAAAGACCCGAAAAAGCGUUCAAAUCAUGCAAAAACUGGGCGGUCGUCAUGGGGUGGAAAAGUCAAGGGCCUUGUCGGGGAGAUGGAAAAGAGUCACAUUUUAGCACAACGUGCUGAGACUCUUUUACAGAGCUUGAGGAUAUGGUAUCCUGGCCUCCCUCAGACUGUUCUGGAUAUGAACAAGAUCCAAUACAACAAGGAUGUGGGGCAGUCGAUCCUUGAGAGCUACUCAAGGGUGAUGGAGAGCUUAGCCUUUAACAUAAUGGCGAGGAUUGAUGACCUCCUUUAUGUAGAUGAUGCUAUCAGGCAAUGUGCAGUGGCAGAGUCGAUGUCUUUGUUUGGACGGGGAGGAUUGGGUGGUCUUCCCAUACAGAAGCGGAUUUCCCCUAGCCCAUUCUCUAUUCAACGAUCUCCUUAUGCAUCUUCAUUUGCAACACCUACCUUCAGUGCCACUCCGGUAGUUGAAAGUCCUGGGAGGGGACAUCCCUCAUUAAAGAAGAACAAUCACAAGGGAUCGCAGGAUGCAAAGUUAGAGAAAUCUGCAGAUGUAGAUAGAAUUUGGUCAUAUGCUGGAAACCUCAGUAGUAGAAAAGAUGCCGGUGAUGCUCCGGAACGGGACUGAUGUAAGAUGAUAACCCAUUGGAAUGUAUGGUUGGUGGCUUCGCUCC
This is a messenger RNA of Macadamia integrifolia, 1495 nucleotides long. Its product is annotated as rop guanine nucleotide exchange factor 1-like. Lineage: Eukaryota; Viridiplantae; Streptophyta; Magnoliopsida; Proteales; Proteaceae. The record is from RefSeq and is a predicted model, not a curated record. Bases 1 to 1449 code for a protein of 482 amino acids. The transcript is spliced from 8 exons. Gene Ontology annotation, molecular function: guanyl-nucleotide exchange factor activity.